AGUUCGAUAACUGCCCCUGUUGAAGUUGCAUCGACGUCGGGAUGGAGUUUCAUGGGAGCGACACGCGUUUUAAAUAUUCAUAGUGAUUGUGAGGGUGCCACCGAACUUUUUUUUUUUUGACCAUGGGUGCCGUUUUUAAUUAGAUUCUCUGUCGAAUCGUUUCGAUUCAGAUACAAAAGGAGCCCAAAAUUUAUCGACGCUAAUGAAUGGAAAAGCAUCCUUAUCAGGAUUUCUCUUUUGAGGAUUCGAUUAUGAAGAUAUUUCGUAGUAUUUUAUUGAAUUUUAUACUGGGCCUUCUAGAAACAAGCGACGCAGUAGAUCCUUCACAAUGCAUUGCACCCCUCGGUAUGGAAAGCGGAAUUAUACGAGAUUCAGAUAUAACUGCGAGUUCGUCUUUCGAUAACGGCAACGUCGGACCCCAAAACGGCAGGAUACGAACCGACAAAAACGGCGGAGCCUGGUGUCCGAUGAAACAAGCGACGACGGAACCGGACGAAUGGCUGCAAAUCGACUUGCGAAACGUCCGUAUGAUAACCGCUACCGAAACGCAAGGACGUUUCGGCAACGGACAGGGCAUCGAAUACGCCGAAGCGUACAUUUUGGAAUAUUGGAGACCGAAAUUACACAAAUGGAUCAGGUAUCACAAUAGUAAAGGCGAAGAAGUUAUAACCGGCAACAUAAAUCCGUAUCUGGAAGCUAAACGCGAACUAGAUCCGCCGAUAUGGGCGAGUAAAUUUCGAUUUUACCCGUAUAGUUAUCACAAGAGGACUGUUUGUAUGCGAGUCGAAUUGUACGGUUGCCAAUGGACGGACGGUAUAAUAAGUUAUUCGAUGCCGCAGGGAGAUAAGCGCGGCAACAAUUGGGAAUUUUAUGAUUUCAGAUACGACGGCGAUUGGGACGGUAAUAUGCUGAAGAACGGUUUGGGUCAAUUGACAGACGGCAAAUUCGGACACGACGAUUUCAAAUCGGAUUUUUACGACGGUCAAACUUGGGUCGGUUGGAAAAACGAUACCAGACACGGCGGACCAAUCGAAAUCGUAUCGGAAUUCGAUAGAAUACGAGAGUUUUCGUCCGUGCAUAUUUAUAGCAACAAUCAGUUUACCAAGGAAGUGCAGAUUUUUUCCAUGGCCAAAGUAGAUUUUAGUAUAGGCGGGAAGCGGUUCUCCCGAAGCGAGCCGAUCACCUACGAAUACAUCGAAGAUCGAAUAUUCGAAAGUUCUAGAAACGUAUCGAUUAAAUUGCACCACAGAAUCGGAAAGUUCGUUAGGGUUCGAUUAUAUUUCGCUUCUAAAUGGAUACUGAUAAGCGAGAUUUCGUUCGAUUCCGUCGUCGUGAACGGUAAUUUCACCGUCGAGGCGGAACCCACCUCGACACCGCCCGAGGAUAGUUUAUCGGAAGAAGAAAAACACGAUCAUAAGAUCGAAAUUCCCGUACCGAACGAUGUCAACGAACCGGCUAUAGUCGCUAUUAUCGUUAUAGGUAUCAUUUUGGCCAUUCUAUUGAUUGGUACUAUGGCGAUUCUCGUUUAUAGAUUGAGGAAUAGGAAAUUUUUCGGUAGUCCUAAUUCAUCGAAUAUCGAUUUUCCGAGUACAACGAUGCCGCAUCUUCAACCGGAAUCAGUUUAUGGAUUCAAUGAAAAAGAAAGUUCCAUCGAAGCUUAUGGGGUGACUGAGAUCGAAGAUUAUCGAAUGGUGCAAGGUACGAUGAAAUCGAGUCUGAGAUCGACUUUACCCCUACCCCACCCCGGACAUAUAACUGAAAACAACGAAUACCAAGAACCAUAUCAGGCCAUGAAAUUCGCUCCUUAUUAUAGCUACAGUCCAGUCGUUAUGGAAAUGAAAGACAAAAUCAACAACACCAUAGAAAAACAAAUAAAACCGACAGAUAACUAUGAAUAUGUUACGCCCGAGGGCAGUAAUCUUCCCUUACUGUCCGACAGCGAUAGUACGUUGACUUUAUAUAGAAACAGAUUAACGAGCACGUCGUCGAAAGCCCCCAAGACGUCAACGAAAUCGACACACAACGAGGAUAUAGUUAAACAAUCGCCUACCAGACAAGACGCGAUUGCGGCACUAAAAAAUCGAUUGGACGGUAAUAAUCUGAAAGAAAUACCUCGACAUCGUCUUCGAAUGCUCACCAAGCUAUCGGAAGGCGCUUUCGGAACGGUGUAUAUAGCCGAAGCUGAUAGUAUAAACGAAUUUUCUUCGACGUUCUGUAGAUUAACCCGAUUGGUGGCUAUAAAAUUUUUAAAAGAAACCGCCGGGGACAAAGAGAGACAAGAUUUUUUCAGAGACGUUCGUAUACUGGCCGCCCUAGAAGAUCAAAACAUAGCUCGAGUUUUGGGUAUAUGCAGUUUGGACGAUCCACUCUGCGUCGUAAUGGAAUAUUUGGAUCAAGGUGAUUUGUGUCAAUUUUUGAGGACGAAUCAUCCAACGUACAACACGUUAACUUUCGAUUGCCUCCUGUAUAUGAGCGUGCAGAUAGCGUCCGGUAUGAAAUAUCUGGAAACAUUGAAUUUCGUUCAUCGAGAUUUGGCGACGAGGAAUUGUCUCAUUGGAAACGGAUAUCAAAUAAAAAUUUGCGAUUUCGGAACGUACAACGAACUCUACGUCAACGAUUAUUAUAAAGUCGACGGUUAUACGCCGUUGCCGAUACGUUGGAUGGCGUGGGAGAGCGUCUACCAGAGUAGGUACACUACGAAAAGUGACGUUUGGGCGUUCGGCGUAACUCUAUGGGAAAUAUUGACGAAUUGUCGUCAAAAACCGUUCGAUUCGAUGUCGGAUCCGGACGUAAUGGAAAAUUUGGCGCGCCAUAGUCGCGACGACGGUCAAUUUAAAUAUUUACCACGACCUAGCGCUCAUAAAGAUAUAUACGAUCUGAUGAUGGAGUGUUGGAAAAGGGACGAAACCGACAGGCCUACGUUUAGAGAGAUUCACCUAUUUUUGCAAAGGAAAAAUUUGGGUUACGUCCCUGUAUAGUUAUCGGCGAUUUGUUACGACGAUUUAAUAUGGGAACAAUAUUGUAAAUAAAUACACAGGGUGAUACUUUUUAAAAUAUUUAUAUAGAUUUAAAAAAAAAUUAAAAAAAAAUGCAUCGAAUAUUUAUUUUAUGGAAGAAUGGUGAUUUAUUAGGGGACAUCCUGAAUAAUAAUAAUUUUUUUUAUAUUAAUAAACUGGUAGAUGAUAAUCGCUUGUUGAAAGUUGUAGUCGUAGUUGAUACUGUAUAAAAUGAUCCGUUGUUUGAACAAUCCCUGUAUGUGCCUAUUUAUCUAUUAUUGAAUUAGUUAUAAACGAUGGGACAAUCGGUAUAACGAAAUAGCGGAAAAUAAAUUAUUAUUAUAUUAUAUCGAUCUUUCUAGAACAAAUUUAAUUAUCCCAAGAUAAUAUGAGAAUAUUAUAAAUUGUUCUGAAUGAUCCUGGAACGAUUUCAGAACAUUUUAAAUUGUUCCGAGUCAUUCUAAACGAUUCCAGGGCAUUUUUGCAACAUUAUAAAUCAUUUUAGAUCGUUUUGAAUGAUUCCAGAACAAUUUGAUAACUUUAAAAAAUCUUCUAAAUGAUUCCAAACAAUCUAAGAACAUCAUAAAUUGUUCUAUAUGAUUCCAAAACAAUUUGAGAACAUUAUAAGUUGUUCUAAACGAAUCCAAACAAUUCGAGAGCAUUAUAAGUUGUUCUAGAUUGUUAAAAAACAAUUUGAGAACAUUAUAAAUUGUUCUGGAUUCUUCUAAAUAAUUCCAAACAAUCUGAGAACAUCAUAAAUUGUUCUAGGUUGUUCUAUAUGAUGCCAAAACAAUUUGAGAACAUUAUAAGUUGUUCUAAAUGAAUCCAAACAAUUCGAGAGCAUUAUAAGUUGUUCUAGAUUGUUAAAAAACAAUUUGAGAACAUUAUAAAUUGUUCUGGAUUCUUCUAAAUAAUUCCAAACAAUCUGAGAACAUCAUAAAUGGUUCUAGGUUGUUCUAUAUGAUGCCAAAACAAUUUGAGAGCAUUAUAAGUUGUCUAAACGAAUCCAAACAAUUCGAGAGCAUUAUAAGUUGUUGUAGAUUGUUAAAAAACAAUUUGAGAACAUUAUAAAUUGUUCUGGAUUCUUCUAAAUAAUUCCAAACAAUCUGAAAACAUCAUAAAUUGUUCUAGAUUGUUCUAAAUGAAUCCAAACCAUUCGAGAGCAUUAUAAGUUGUUUUAGAUUGUUAAAAAACAAUUUGAGAACAUUAUAAAUUGUUCUGGAUUCUUCUAAAUAAUUCCAAACAAUCUGAAAACAUCAUAAAUUGUUCUAGAUUGUUCUAAAUGAAUCCAAACCAUUCGAGAGCAUUAUAAGUUGUUCUAGAUUGUUAAAAAACAAUUUGAGAACAUUAUAAAUUGUUCUGGAUUCUUCUAAAUAAUUCCAAACAAUCUGAAAACAUCAUAAAUUGUUCUAGAUUGUUCUAAAUGAAUCCAAACCAUUCGAGAGCAUUAUAAGUUGUUCUAGAUUGUUAAAAAACAAUUUGAGAACAUUAUAAAUUGUUCUGUAUUCUUCUAAAUAAUUCCAAACAAUCUGAGAACCCCAUUAAUUGUUCUAGAUUGUUUUAUAUGAUUUCAAAACAAUUUGAGAACAUUAUAAGUUGUUCUAGAUUGUUAAAAACAAAUUGAGAACAUUAUAAAUUGUUCUGUAUCCUUCUAAAUGAUUCCAAAUAAUCCGAGAACAUCAUAAAUUGUUCUAGAUUGUUUUAUAUGAUUUCAAAACAAUUUGAGAACAUUAUAAGUUGUUCUAAACGACACCAAACAAUUUGAAAACAUCAUAAAUUUUUCUAAAUGAUUAAAAAACAAUUUGAUGGCAUUAUAAGUUGUUCUAGAUUGUUAUAAACCAAUUUGAGAACAUUAUAAAUAUUUGUAUAAAAUUAUAAAUCGGAAAAUUUUGCAUGAACAUGCAAAUUUCAUUUUUGAAAAUUUGUUAAUUUCGAAAAAUUUUUGAAUUUAUAAUUCAAAAUACAAUUUUCAAAAAAAAAACUAAUUAACAAAAAAAUUGGAUCGCGUAUCAACCCUCAUAUCUCAAUUUGUUAUACAGAUUGUCCCAUCGAAAAUUCCACUUCUAUUUAAUCCAAAAUUGAUUUUUUCACUUCAUAAAUUCCAUUUUUACAAAAAAAUCGGAAGCAGUAGAAGAAUACGAACCCCGCAUUUAGCUCGUGGACCAAAGAUACGGAACGGACAUUUUUUUUUCGUAACUACUUUUUACUGAAAGACCCGGUAUUAUAUAGAUUUGAACGUAAAUUUUGGAAUCCAAUACAGACAAAAACAUAUCAUGGUCCAAAUAUACUUUUCCAGUUUUUUUAAAUUUUUUUGUAUUUUUUUUUUCAUUAAAUUCUCGCGAUUUUUAUUCGAAAAAAAACCAGCACAAUCAAGAUUUAAUAUUUUUUAAUUCACGUAGCACAAUAAUAAGAGACAAUGCUUAGAAAAAUUAAAAAAUAUAUAUAAUUUUGCUAGUAGUCAAUUGAGCAACAUGUAAAAAAUAUUUAAAAAUUAGUUUAUAAGAUUUAUAAAACGUAUACUUCGAAAAAUAAAAGUAGAAACCGACUUUUUCACCAGAUCUGAAUGUUAGUGAUUUUUUUUAUAAUUAAUUUUAUAAAAAUAUUUUUCUUUAAACAUCUACAGACAAAUUUAAGUGACUGGGAUUCAAAUCAGGACGAUAUUGUUUACAUUUCGUCUAUUCUAUCUAUUUUUCGUAGAUAAAUUUUCAACGAAUCGAAAUUCUAACCUCGAAAUAUUUCUACUUUUUAUUCGAAUGUAGUACCUAGACACACACACACACACACAAUACCCUUCGCCUUGACUGAAAUGAGAUCACUAUAUCGCUCGAUCGUGUACAAUAUUUAUUAGAUAAAUUCAUAAAUAUUUUCAAUCUAAUAUGUACCAUACUGUAUAAGCACUAGAUUAUAGAACAAAAAAAAACUCGUUUUGUAUAUAUUUACGAUAUAAUUUAUCAUGGCUUUUUAUAAAACCCCUUGUAUAUUGUAAUAGAGUUCUUCAGCGAUCGCAAUAACAAGUUUAGGCAACCCCUCGAAACUAUCUAAAUAGUUCCAGAUCAUUUAAAGGGAUACUGAAUUGUUCCAGAACGAUUUCGGAACAUUCAAAGACGUUCCAAGCCAUUUUAGGAAAUUGUAAGUUGUUCCGGACCGUUAAUGAAAAUUAUAAAUUGUUCCCCAAUCCACCUCAAGCAAUUCCAAUUGUUCCUAAACUAUUUAGGAAUGUUCUACGUUGUUCCGCAUCAUUUUAGAAAAUUAUAAGUUGUUCCGGACCGUUAAUGAAAAUUAUAAAUUGUUCCCCAAUCCACCUCAAGCAAUUCCAAUUGUUCCUAAACUAUUUAGGAAUGUUCUACGUUGUUCCGCGUCAUUUUAGAAAAUUAUAAGUUGUUCCGGACCGAUAAUGACAAUUUAAAUUGUACCCCAAAACCGUUUCAUUCAAUUCUAAUUGUUAGCGUACAAAUUCGGAAUAUUCUAAACAGUUCCGUUUACUUUUUUUAGAUUAAGUUGUUGCGGAACGUUAAAGGAAUUUAUAAAUUGUUUCCCAAGCCACUCAUUUAAUUUUAAUUAUUCCUGAACGAUUUCGAAAUAUUCUAAGCUUUUAUGCAUCGCGUUAGGGAAUUAUUAGUUGUUCCGGACCGUUAGAGAGAAUUAUAAAUUGUUCCCCAAACCACUUCAUCCGAUUAUAAUUGCUCCCGAAUGAUUUCGGAAUGUUCUAUGCCAUUCCGCUUCAUGUUAGAAAAUUAUAAGUUGUUCCUGGCCGUUAAAAAAUUAUAAAUUGUUCCGCAAUCCACAUCAAGCAAUUCUAAUUGUUCCCGAACAGUUUUGGAAUAUUCUACGUUGUUCAGCAUCAUGUUAGGAAAUUAUAAGUUGUUCCGGAAUGUUAAUAAAAAUUAUGAAUUGUUUUCCGAUCCACCUCAUGCAAUGUUAAUUGUUCCUUAACGAUUUCGGAAUAUUCUAAGGUGUACUGUAUCGUUUUAGGAAAUUGUAAGUUGUUCCCAAGACAAUUGAAGGCAAUUCUAAAUAUUUCUGAACGAUUUUGGGGCAUUAUAAGUUGUGUCAGAUCAUUUUAGAAAAUUACAAAUUGUUAUAUCGAUCUUUUUUAAUCUUUCCAGUACAAAGUGAAUGAAUUCUAAAUUGUUUUUAAUCGUUUAAUGAAAUUCUAAGUUAUUCUUAAACGAUUUAGGGCAUUCUGAGUAGUUCCAGAUCAUUUUCCAAUAUUCUAAAUUGUUCCAGAUUAUUCUAUAUAAUUCCAGAACAAUCUGAGAACAUUUUAAAAUGUUCCGGAUCAAUCUAGGGCAUUCUAAAUUGUUCCAGAUCCUUCUAGAACAUUAUAAAUAAUUCUAGAACCGUUUUAGAGAACAUUCUAAAUUGUUCCAGAGUAUUUUUUGUUUAUAACUACAAGAAAAAAAAUAUUUUCCAUGUUCAAUGAAAUAACAGAAAAACUCCAAAGAUCGUCAAAUUUGUAAAUAUCUUGGUGGUACGUUAGAUUAGUAGCUUUAAGUACCUAAACUAGCUUGAACAAUCAAUUUUUACAAAACUUGUUAAAAUCUUUUUGCACUGAGUAGUUUUUUCCGUUUCCAGUUGAUAUAAGUUCAAUUUCGUUUUAUUUUAUAGAAAAGAAAAAUGAAAAUUUUAACCAUAUAAUAAAAAUUUAAUC
Molecule: messenger RNA, 7647 nt
Organism: Diorhabda carinulata
Lineage: Eukaryota; Metazoa; Arthropoda; Insecta; Coleoptera; Chrysomelidae
Product: discoidin domain-containing receptor 2-like
Exons: 13
Coding region: 207-2978 (923 amino acids)
Biological process (GO): positive regulation of kinase activity; protein phosphorylation; cell surface receptor protein tyrosine kinase signaling pathway
Cellular component (GO): signaling receptor complex
Molecular function (GO): protein tyrosine kinase collagen receptor activity; collagen binding; ATP binding
Source: RefSeq, a predicted model, not a curated record